AUGUGGACGAAGCUUGCCGCAUGCACCCUCCUGGCUCAGCUCAGCCUCUCUUGCGCGGAGAGUGCAACUUCGUGCGCGGCGUCGCCGGGCGAUGAGGCUGCCUCUGUGGCGGAGCACCUCCUCGACGUGACGUCCGCCCUGCAACUUGGUCACAUGGCAGGCUCGCAGAAGGUCGUCACCGACACCGAGGGUGCGGGUCGCCGCGGCCUCGGGCGAUGGUGGCGGCGCCGUGCGAUGGGCGGCAGCCGUGGGCGCCGUGGCAUGCGCCGCAGGGUGGCGUAUCGGGGUGCGUCGUAUUCGUAUGGCCGACGGCCCCAGCAGUGCCCGUUCCUGCCAAAGCACCAGCCGCUGAAGGACCCGGUGAUCGUCAGGGCGUCCGACGGCCCGAUCACCUUGGAGCUGACGACCAUCCAGGUCUGCGAUCCCACCGCCGAGGUCACGACCUGGUACACGCGUGCCUAUGCGCUUCCCGGGCAAGCAGCCACGAUCCCGGGGCCCACGAUCUUGGUGAAGCCCGGCGACAACCUGACCAUCACCAUCAUAAACAAGCUGGCAUACCCGAACCCUGACUGCAACCAGACGAGGCCGGCUCAGGAGACGGGCAGCCACGCCUACAUCGACCCCUCUGUGAACCCUCAUCAGAUCACCGGCUUCUGCUACGUCAACGCGACGAACCUUCACGUGCACGGAAUGCAUGUUAGCCCGCAGCCAGGCGGCGACAACGUAUUCGAGCACUGGCCGCCUGGCACAACGAACUCGCUCUCCGUGAUGGUGCCACCCAACCACGCCACGGGUCAGGCUGGCGGUGGACAGCACGGUGCCGUCAUCAUCGAGGACCCGCCGGGCCUUCUGCCUAAGGAGAUCGAGGCGCUGCCGACGAGGGUCGUGGUCUUAACCCUCGUGGACGUGCAGAACAAGAGCAGCAUCACAGGGUCGAGCUCUCCGAUAAUCGAGCAGCAGAGCCUGGGCGACCUGUGGCAAGAUCCGGAGGGCGACUACGUGAACCGCUUCUUGACCACAUACAUGCUGACCAACGGCCUGUGGAAGCCGAGCUGGUUCGCGGAGGACCAUGAGUGGACGCGCUUCGACUUUGUCUACGCCGCCGUCGAGUACAACGUCGUCAUCAAGGCGCUCCCGACCAACAAGGAUGGCGCCUACCUGAACUACGCGCCGCGCAAGGUGCCCAGUAUCUACAUGGCCUCCGGGAACCGCGCGUCCUUCGCCAUGCGCUGCGGCUGCAAGAAGAGCUUCGUGGGUCGCUGCACUGGCAGCCUCGUUUCGCAUCGGGAGUUGUACUCGCCGGGUGGAGGUGCGGCGACCAUGGAGGAAUUCGAGGACGGCCCGCCCUCGACGAGCAGGGCCGGCCCCUUCGCGGACGUCGGGCAGAAGACGAUCAACCAGGAGUUCAUGUUCAUCAUCGUGAAGCAGCGCCCGUACUCGUUCAAGCCGAAGUGUGACGACCUCCCCUACUUCGCGGUGGAGAGGCCCUGCUACCUCGUGAACCUCACCGGCGUCGACGUGGCGCCGCAGAACAACGGCACGCUCAACCUGCCUGCACCGCAAGGCCCCACGAAGCCGCAGUGGCAGAUCAUCUACUGGUCCAACGUCACCACCCCCUCCAACUACUCCGGCGAACCCUUCGAGGAUGACUCGCCUCCGCUGCAGAACUGGACGCUCGGUGAGGUGCACGAGCUGUGGUUCCGUCACAGCUACAACAGGUCCCUCCCCGCCGCCUACCAGAUCGCCGGCAUCAAGCAGCAUCCGAUCCACCUCCACGUGACCCAGUACCAGCUCGUGGCCCUGCAGUGCCACAACGGCACAUGGAUCACUCACGGAAGCUGCGAGCCGGACGUGUACUUCCAAGUGGGCGAUUGGCACGACACACUGAUGUUCGGGGGCGGGCAGGCCAGGGUGCGCUUCCAGCUCAGCACCUUCAACGGCCCCUACAUCCUCCACUGCCACAUCCUCUCCCACGAGGACCAGGGCAUGAUGACGUGGUUCAACGUCUCGGGCCCGGAGGGCACUGUCUGGCCCGGGGCAGAAGAGGUGCAGAGGUGCUACAGGGGCUACUUCGGGCAGUCCUGA
This is a messenger RNA of Symbiodinium natans, 2085 nucleotides long. Lineage: Eukaryota; Dinophyceae; Suessiales; Symbiodiniaceae. The record is from the annotation of a GenBank genome assembly.